UUUAGACCUGGGACACCAGCUGUGUGCUAUUACUUAUUAGGUAAGACAGAAAACCAGCAGGCUUCGGACCACGUAGGGUAAGAGUUGAAUACCCCUGCGGUCUACUCAGUGUGUGAAAAGGAGAGGAAAAGCUAUGCAGCUGGCAAGACGCAGGAGAACAAGGAAAAUAGCAACGGAGGACAGAAGCAAGUGAAACUGCCUGCCAUCUUGACAACAAUGCACCUGACUAUAAACCUGCUGUGCCUGCUGGUCCUGACCUUUCACCCUGACCUGGCCAUGGGAGGAAGAUCCCAGCGCAAACAAAGGCAGGCUGAGGACAGUCUAAGACCAUACCUGGGAAGAGUGGACCCAGUCCAACUGUGUGAGCUGCUGAAGUGUCACAGUCCAAUGGGAUCCUGGUGCCAAGUGGUGCAGGACAACGAAGUCCUCGUCCCAAAGUGUGUGUGUCCGAAGACCUGCCCACGGCAGGGGGCACCAGUGUGCAGUGUUCUGGGAAAGACCUAUGGGAAUGAGUGUCUGCUGCAUAGAGAAGCCUGCCGCAAGAGACGUCGCAUUGGACUGGCUCAUAUAGGACCCUGUCUUGUUCCCAAGGCAAACUGCACAGAGGAGGAGUAUGGCCAAUUCCCAUACCGUCUAAUGGACUGGUUCCUCCUAUUAAGUCGUAUGGGAAAGUCUUAUGCCCCCUAUGCCCUGCCCCAGAGCUGCCUGAGCCAUACCCAGCGCACCCAACUAGCCCAGCGGCGGUUUGCCCUGCUAGACAAGAACAAGGACGGGAAGCUGAGCCAGAGGGACCUGAGGAAGUUGCGCUACAAGAGGAUGCCUCUCGAGCAAUGUGCUAACUUCUUCUUCCAGUCAUGUGACCAUAACAAGAACAGUAAGGUGACCCUGCAUGAAUGGAUCUCAUGUCUGGUGGAUCGCUCAGAGAGCUGGUUCCAAAACUUCAUGUCUAUGCAAAUGGGAUCCGGUAAGCUGUGUCCCAUGAAGACCGACAACCACCUUUGACCUGGACAAGAACACAUCUCCUCUCACUUGUCUACAUGUGCAUCUGUUUAUCACUGCUAUCUACAAUAAUAAGCAUACAAAAUGAUCCACUUUUCUCCACUCCCAGCAUCAUACUCCCCUAACUGUCACACUCAGUACUGUGUUUGUUUUUGACUUAUGACAUCUGUUUUGUGCCGGUCA
Messenger RNA from Oncorhynchus masou masou (cherry salmon), 1182 nucleotides. RefSeq names its product SPARC-like 2 (gene sparcl2). Gene Ontology annotation, biological process: anatomical structure development. The transcript has 10 exons. The record is from RefSeq and is a predicted model, not a curated record. Gene Ontology annotation, molecular function: extracellular matrix binding; calcium ion binding; collagen binding. NCBI's taxonomy places the organism in Eukaryota, Metazoa, Chordata, Actinopteri, Salmoniformes, Salmonidae. The coding region runs from base 217 to 1002 and encodes 261 amino acids.